UGUCUAUCCAAUUAAUUAUGAAUAUCAAUGAUAGUAUGGUGUGUUUUUUAUAUUAUUAUUUAAAAAAAAAAACUAGUGCUGUUACACCACGCCUCUCACGCACCACUACGUAACAUGAAUAUUCAUUCGAAUCCAAGAGAGUUUUCAUGCGAUUACGAUGGGGGUACGUGAGCGUGGUGGAAAUGGUAGCAAGAUGGCGGCGUUGAAGGAGGAGCAGUGUUACGGGCUGUCCUGUGGAAGAGUGAGCAAUGGCAGCAAUAUCUCCGUCUUUCACGUCAAACUCACUGACAGCGCAUUGAGAGCCUUUGAAGAAUUUCAGAACAGUAAGGCCCAGUCAUCUCAGCCACGCAUCCGGUUUAAUGGAAACCAAGGGAAAAUCUCCAUCCCUUCCUCGGACAGUCCCAGCGAGCUGCGAACGUUCACCUUCUACCUGUCCAACGUGGGCCGGGACAACCCUCAGGGCAGCUUCGACUGCAUCCAGCAGUACACUACCGGAGAUGGCAGUGUGGAGCUGGACUGCCUGGGCGGCAUCCAGGACAAGAUCACGGUGUGCGCCACGGACGACUCCUACCAGAAGGCCAGGCAGAGCAUGGCCCAGGUGGAGGAGGAGACGCGCAGCCGAGGCGCCAUCGUCAUCAAGCCCGGCGGCCGAUACGUGGGGAAGCGCGUGCAGCGGCGCGGGCCGGUCCCGGGCCUGACGGACAUCGCUCCGUCGCGGCGCACCUCGCGGCCCGUGCUCAUCUCGUCGAGCGCGCCGCGGAAGGGAGGGGGCGGCGGGGCGCAGCUGCGGCCCCUGAGGGAGCGCCUCACGCACCUGCUGGCCCUCAAGCCCUACCGCAAGCCCGAGCUCAUCCUGCGCCUGCAGAAGGACAGCCUCACGCAGCAGGACAAGGACUCUCUGGACAGCCUCCUGCAACAGGUGGCUAACCUGAACGGGAAAGACAACACCUUCACGCUGAAGGACUGCCUGUUCAAGGAGAUCCAGAAGGACUGGCCUGGCUACGCUGAGGUGGACCAGCAGAUCCUGAAGCGGAUCCUUGUACGGAAACUGUGCAAGACUCCCAGCAAGACCCCAGCCCCAGCCGCAGCCGAGGUGCCUGCAAGUCCCCCCAAGGAGCCAGCCAGCAGCUCGCCUUCUCAGAAACGGCCAGCUACAGAGUUCAUUGACCCUCUGGCCAACAAAAAGCCUCGGAUAUCUCAUCUGGUCAGCAAGCCUGCUGCACCAAUCAACGGCAAGCUGAGCUCCUCCAAUGGCAAGGAGGCGUCCUCGUCCGGGACGUCGUCCCUCCUGACCCCCCUGUCGGUGGAGAGCGCCGCGUCGAGCUCGGCCCUGCCGCCAGCACCGCUGCUGGACCUGCCGCGUCUGGACCUGCCGCGGCCCUUCGACCCGCUCUCGGACGUCAGCAACGACUCCAACCACAACGGCCGCGACAGCGACGGCCGGGACACUAUGGCGGUGGCCGAGCGGCUGUCCCAGCCGGCGCCGCACCCCGCCGCCUCUGGGCCGGCCUCCAGCCUGCCCCCCGCCGCGCCCGCGCCCCAGACCCUCUCCCCGUGCCCGGACCCCGCGCGCGCCCACCCCAAACCCCCCUCGCCCGCCCCGCACGGCAAGACCAAGAAGAAGUCCAAGAAGCACAAGGACAAGGAGAAGUCGAAAGACCGGGAACGGGAGAAGGACAAGGACCGGGAGAGCCGCAGAGAGAGGAGGGGAGGAGAGGAGCGCGUGGCUGACCAGAGGAAAGCCUGCGAGAUCUCCUCCAGUCCGGACGGCAUGAAGGCCAGCAGCGGCCCACACAAGAGCACAGAUCUCAAUGGAACGUGUGACAGCUCCAGUGCCCCAACGCCACCAGAGGUGGCCGACUAUUUAUUGAAGUACACUGUGAUUGCCUCUCCGGAGCAGCGGCAGGGCUACAAGAAUGACUUUAACUCUGAGUACAGCGAGUACCGGGGGCUGCACGCGCGCAUCGAGGGCAUCACGCGCCAGUUCACCAUACUGGACGCAGAGCUCAAGCAGCUGCAGCAGGGCACAGACAAAUACAAGCUAAUCCACAAUCAGAUACUUGAAGAGUAUCGCAAAAUUAAAAAGACUAACCCGCACUACAGUCAGGAGAAGAACCGCUGUGAGUACCUGCACAAUAAGCUGGCUCACAUCAAGAGACUGAUAGCAGAGUACGACCAGCAGCAGCUGCAGAGCUGGCACUAGUGUCUCUGCGCGCCGCACGCGCCCCCUCUGGUAACCAGGCGGGGGGUUCAGGCGGCCUCAAGGACUGGCUGGCUGGUGUCUCUGGCCCGGCCCGCGCCACAAACAAACAAACAAACAAACACGCUCUAAUGUGCCACGCCACGGAGGGAUGGGCCCACCACCCCAACCCCCCCCCCCCCCCGACCCCGACCCUCACCUGAUCUCCCCAGACAGGGUCCCUCUGUGCUCCACACCCCCAACCCCUCUCUCUCCUUCUCCAUGUCAUUUCAUUCUCUGUUGAUCCAACUCUUUUGGGAGAAAGCCUCGAGUCCCUCCUCAGCCCAUUUCCCAUCCCUCCUAGCACACACAGAGGCGUCUCUAGAGAGUGCCUGUGGAAAAUCCACCUCUCUCCGAGGACCCCCUGCAUCAGCCCUCACUCCCCUUCCCCCCCCUCUCCCCCUCGCUGCUGACACUGAGCUCGGGCUGGGCAGAAUUUGCUUCCCGAAGUGCUAAUAGUUUAUAUAUAUAAAAAAAAAAAAGUACAAGACAAAAAUUUAAAUGGAUUAUUAUUUCCCCUUUGUUUGGAAAUGGAAAAGCUCCUAUGAUAUUUUAUUAUUAUUUUUUUUAUUUAUUCUGUAAUUUUUUUUUUUUUCCUUCCGGACUUCCAUGGGGAAUCUUGAGUUGAUUUAUGUACACUCCGCAGUAUGGGCGCCAGAGUCUGUCUCUGGGGAGCCUGCUUUCCUCUUGCUUUCAGUCCUCUCCCUCUUGACUAUCAGUAUUUUAUGCAAAAGCUGCCUUGGCUAUCAAAUUGUCCCAGCUGUUGCCAUUCAUGACAUUAUGUCCCCCCCCCCCCCCCCCCCCCCCCCCUCCACUUUACCACACGAGCAGUAUACAUUCAGCCAGUCAAAACAAAAGGACUAGUGCAGAUUCUGACUGUUGCACACGUGCAUGGAGCAGGCCGGUAAGGCUUUAUUGGCUGCUGCUGGGUUGAGGCCACAGCAGUGUUCCUGUUUUAUCAAUGAAUCUUGUGAGACGAAGCGAAACGAUGUCUUCUGACUGAAAGCAUCAAUGGUGCUACCAAGUCAUCUCUCCCGGUGUGGACAGUCACUACCAACCCCCUGACCUGUGCUCAGAUCAGAUCCACAGUUCACCCUCCACACAUUUCAUUCAGAGCCAAUCUACCACUGGUCUGAGUUCUGUUGUUUGACUGGCAUUACAUUUGGAUGAAGGCUUUAAAACAUUAAAAAAAAUCUCAUCAACUCUACAAGUAUUUCCCGUCUGUGUGCGCCAAGUGUUUUUAACAUUUCUCUCUGGUCAGCUGCCAUCCAUUCCGGCCUUCUGUUUGGCAAAGGCUUCCUUUAAUGAAACAAGUCCCCACAGAGUGGGGCUGUGACUUCACUAACGUACGUUUACACACCUACUGACUGGCUGAAUGUCAUUCAUACAACACGCACACACGCACACACGCACACACGCACACACGCACACACGCACACACGCACACACGCACACAUGCACACACGCACACAUGCACACACGCACACACACGCACACACACAACCAACUUCCAUGCCCCCCCCAAACCCCCCCCAAAAACCUGGAAGAGACUGUUAUUUUAAAAAGAAGAGAAGAAAAGAGCUUCAAGCUUCUUCCAUGAAGAGUGGAUUGUAUGUUUUCUUGAUCCGGCGAAGGAUAGAGAGCCUGGAGUCUUCGAUCUCCCAUCAGCCAGGGAGGACCUCCCCUCCGACUCCUCCUCCUCCUCAGACUCUCACUGCCCUGGGCUAGUCCGGCAGAAGGACCCAUUGUAUUUCUGAUAUUGAUCUCUUUAUGUUGAUAUUAAAACUCAGCACUUUCUUGCGUUCCGCCUCUUGCUGUUACUCUGACCUGGGUUGUUCUGAGGGAGAGUGUUUUUUUGCCUUGUCCCAGCGGAAGUGCAUGCUUUCUUAGUGAAUGUGUUUUAAGUACAGUCAGACCAGUAUUUGCAUCUCAAUUUUUAAACUGCUGUUCCAAGGCAUUCAAAUCCAAACAAAGGCCUACAUGCACACCAACCCCUGUUUGUAUCGCCGACCUUCGAGAGAGAAUUCUCAUGUAUUAGAAAAUGCACAACUUUUAAGCCAGUCCUCAACCUUUAAUGAACACACUGGGUUGAAAUGAUCACAGCUGAACAUCAUGGUGCUUGUACCUGCUGCUAUUGAGGCAGUCAGACUGGACUGUACAUUUAUACAUUGAACACACGGCUGAUAUGUGUGUGGAAGAGACGUGUUUACAGCCAUAUCUGACCUGUGUGAUUGAAACACUAUCUGUGUUUCUCUUGUCAAAUGCAAGAGUAUUUUCUUCCUUCUCUGAAAUCUCUCCCGUGUUUUGUUUGAACCCCCCCCCCCCCCCCCCCCCCCCCCCCCCCCCCAAUCACUGGCAUUGUUCCCCUAUAGCAGAGGCCACAUCUGUGAUUUCAGAUGAUCUCUGAUCAUGGGGGUGAUGGUUACUGGGGUUUUGUUUGGAUUUGGAGAUACCUGUGUUGUUUUGUUUUUGUUUUUGACUAUGAUUUGCAAGUACACAACACCACAUGGGUUGAAUGUGCCAGAUCUGAGCUGCAGUUGCAGAUAGUAAAGGAGGACCUGCUGUGGCCAAUUCAGCAUUAUAGAGGGUCCCACUGCUCGAGAGGGAAGUACCAAAGCACGCUUUCUGAAACAAUAAGGGACUGGGACUGAAAUUUCUCUUGACAUUUGAAUAAAAACCCUGGAAAAUCAA
Messenger RNA from Sardina pilchardus (European sardine), 4930 nucleotides. RefSeq names its product elongation factor RNA polymerase II (gene ell). Gene Ontology annotation, cellular component: transcription elongation factor complex. The record is from RefSeq and is a predicted model, not a curated record. Gene Ontology annotation, biological process: snRNA transcription by RNA polymerase II; transcription elongation by RNA polymerase II; positive regulation of transcription elongation by RNA polymerase II. NCBI's taxonomy places the organism in Eukaryota, Metazoa, Chordata, Actinopteri, Clupeiformes, Clupeidae. The transcript is spliced from 12 exons. Gene Ontology annotation, molecular function: cis-regulatory region sequence-specific DNA binding. The coding region runs from base 158 to 2203 and encodes 681 amino acids.